This is a messenger RNA of Camelina sativa (false flax), 504 nucleotides long. NCBI's taxonomy places the organism in Eukaryota, Viridiplantae, Streptophyta, Magnoliopsida, Brassicales, Brassicaceae. The record is from RefSeq and is a predicted model, not a curated record.
AUUUCAGGUUGCAAUGCUCGAUAUUGGUGUCCCGUCAGUAAUGUUCGUUACAAAUAGCUUAUCUGACUCAGGUUCCCCGAUCAAGUCACUCUAUGUGAAAUCUUCUUCAGCUCCCACUGACUCAAAAAGUGAUCCAACUAAUCAGAAUUCCAUAAAUUCUGAAGAAGAUUUAAUCUUGUGCGCAAUGACCAAGGAUGGACAGACCAUUCUUUUGGAUGGCAAUACUGGGAAAAUAGUCGCCUCAUGCUUGAGACCUCAAAAGAACCCAACUGCGAUUUGUAUGCACAUUAUAGAGGAUUGCUAUGAGAACUCUGAAACGCCCAGUGCAAAACCAGCUGGAAAAAUCACUGGGAAGGAGAAAAAUGGAAACAGAUCUCAUAUAAUCGAUGCUAGUGAGAGUCAUUCACCAGUUGGUGAACAGAAUCCUGUCACAGAAACAAAAUUUGUUGAUCAGAGAUUUGCGAACUCGUUAUUUCUCAUAUGUUAUGAGGAUGCUCUCCGCUU